AUGUUCUCUCUCUCUCUUUCUCUCUCUCUUUCGUUCUCUCUCUCUUUCUCUCUUUAUCCAUAUAUGGAAUUCUUGUUUAAUUUUUCUUUCUUUCCUCUUACUUUUUUCUAUCGUUCUCGGACUUCAUUCGCCCGCUUCAAUUUUCUUAUAUAUCUAUGUUCUCUCUCUCUUUCUCUCUCUCUCUUUCUCUCUCUCUCUUUCUCUCUUUAUCCAUAUAUGGAAUUUUUCUUGUUAAUUAUCUCUUUAUCUAUCUUUUCUAUUCACAUCUAUCUAUCUAUCUAUCUUUUGUAUUUAUAUCUAUCUAUCUAUCUAUUUCAGUCUACUCAUAUCUAUCUAUCUAUCUAUCUAUCUAUCUAUCUAUCUGGGUAUAUUUCUAUCUAUCUAUCUAUCUAUCUAUCUAUCUAUCUAUCUAUCUAUCUAUCUAUAUAUAUAUAUAUAUAUAUUUCGUAUUUUCCUUUGCUUUUACCGCCAAAAUACGGCAUCAGUUGCACACACGAAUUCGCAAAAAUCCUCAAAAUCAAGAGAUGGAACGACAAUCAAGGUUUCCUUGUCUUUACAAUACGAUCUAACACCAACAAGUCCACCUUAAUGUUGGAAGAUAAUGAUUUUAAUUACGACCAACACAUUCCGUGUAUAGUCCUUUAA
Molecule: messenger RNA, 645 nt
Organism: Acanthosepion pharaonis
Lineage: Eukaryota; Metazoa; Mollusca; Cephalopoda; Sepiida; Sepiidae
Source: the annotation of a GenBank genome assembly